Molecule: messenger RNA, 1663 nt
Organism: Dissoconium aciculare CBS 342.82
Lineage: Eukaryota; Fungi; Ascomycota; Dothideomycetes; Mycosphaerellales; Dissoconiaceae
Product: DUF1295-domain-containing protein
Exons: 3
Coding region: 214-1233 (339 amino acids)
Cellular component (GO): membrane
Source: RefSeq, a predicted model, not a curated record
AAUCGAUGACGCGCCUCGUGGUGCGAACUUUGUCCGAUCAUCUCCAGCUCUAAGCUCAGCACUCACGAGACUGUACAUCACACAUAUCAUAAAUAGACGUUGGGUUCCUUUAUCGUUGCGGCAGACAUCGCGGUCAACACUCGGGCUCAUAUACUACACUUUCACCUAGUCCGUCCAGUCGACAAACUUUUACAGCGCAAGACUCCAGACGAGAUGGCGUUGCACGCGCCUGUCCAAGUGUUGGACAACUACUACCUCGCCAUCACCUUGUUGGUGACCGUCGCCUACCAAUUGAUCGGCUUCGCAAUCGCCUUCACCUUGAAGUUCGACAAAUUGACGGAUCUAUGGGGCGGUUCCAACUUCAUCAUCCUCGCGAUCCUGACCCUCGCGCUCUCCGGAACCACCACCGCCCGCCAGAUCGUCGUCAGCAUCUUCAUCAUCCUCUGGGCCUUCCGGCUCUCCGCCUUCCUCUUCUACCGCAUCCUCAAGACAGGCUCCGACUCACGCUUCGAUGACAAGCGCGACAAAUUCUUCUCCUUCCUGGGCUUCUGGGUCUUCCAGAUGAUCUGGGUCUGGACCGUCAGCAUGCCCGUCACCAUCCUGAACUCUCCCAAUGUCCUCCAAUACCGACAGCCGCGAUUCACCCGCGCAAGCGACAUCAUCGGCGUAAUCAUCUUUGCGCUAGCAUGGGGCUUGGAGUUGAUCUCCGACAUCCAAAAGUACCGCUUCAAAAACAGUGCAGCAGGUAAAGAGCCAGGUGCGGUCGCGGAUAUUGGGUUCUGGAAGUACUCGCGCCACCCCAAUUACUUUGCCGAGAUCAUGGCGCAAGUUGCCAUCUACAUCAUCGCCGUGACUCCCGCCAGCUACAACUUCGUACCUCGCGGCUCCGGCGCCUCAGCCGCUCUCUUCGCGUCCUGCGUCGGCUGGAUUCUCCUCACCAUCCUGCUCAUGUUCAUUUCAGGCUUGACGCUCCAGGAACGUCCGGGCGCCAAGAAGCGAUACGAGAAGGGUGACAAUUGGCCCGCAUACGAGAAGUACCUCAACGAGACGAGCAUUCUCUUUCCCAUGCCCAAGUUCAUUUGGAGGAAUUUGCCCGUCUGGGUCAAGCGCACUGUCGGACUCGAGUUCCCUAUCUAUGUCUUCGACCCGAAGAAGCAUGCGGACAUGGACAAGGUCCGGGAGAAUCGUGCCGAGAACGGAGAGCGUGCGAGCUCUGAGCCGCUUCGUGACUGAGCCAUGAAAAGGAUUCUGAGUUGGGUGCUUCUUUUUCCCCUUUUUUGGAAUGAUACCUAUGAUGUAUACCGUCUUGCAUAACGCGAUUGAGCGUGUUCUUCGACAUUGGAUGAUCUUCGUACAUGAGCACUAUGAAAUAAUACUUGAAUUUUUGACUCGAAUCAGUGCUUGAGACUAGAUCGAUAAAACUACCUAGGUAGUACUGGAAUUUGAGGAGGACAGAUUUGGUGUGCGAUUCGGGGAAUGGCGGACCGCUCCACGCACACAGAGAGGAGAGAGAGCUGUGUUGGAGCUCGUCAUGAAGAAAUGUUGCAUAUUUCUAACGCCACCAUCAUUUCUUGGGUGCCUGAUAGAUCGUAGGAAAGAAGCCCUUGAUCGCAUUGCUCAUGAACACGACUUCUCCCUGCACCAGACUCUGCGCCUCCACAUC